Messenger RNA from Penicillium coprophilum, 3435 nucleotides. RefSeq lists its product as uncharacterized. NCBI's taxonomy places the organism in Eukaryota, Fungi, Ascomycota, Eurotiomycetes, Eurotiales, Aspergillaceae. Gene Ontology annotation, cellular component: membrane. Gene Ontology annotation, molecular function: metal ion transmembrane transporter activity. Gene Ontology annotation, biological process: metal ion transport; transmembrane transport. The coding region runs from base 1 to 3435 and encodes 1144 amino acids. The transcript has 11 exons. The record is from RefSeq and is a predicted model, not a curated record.
AUGACUUCACGGCCGCCCGUGACAGACCAGACGCGCCCAUGGUUUGAACCCGUCGCGGUUUCGAAAGAUACCAAUGUCGAUAUUGUCGCCGUCCCGCCUAUAGGCGCCCAUCAUAGAAUGACAUGGAUAGCGCAUGGCGCAAAGUCAUCUUGGCUUGAACUUGAACUACUAAAACAUAUCCCUCGAGCGCGAGUCCUGCUGUAUAGCUAUGGAGAUCUGCGUGAUGAUACAAUCGACACUUUGGGUGAGCGACUGUUGAAUCAACUACAUACUGAGCGGAAAAAUGAGCCAACUCGACGUCCCAUUUUUCUCAUCUGCCACAGCACCGGUGGUCUCGUUGUAAAAGCAGCUCUAGCUCUAGCAUCGCGAGAGCCGAGCCAAUCCAUCUUAACUAGCUGUCAUGGCAUCGCCUUCUUUGCAACGCCUCACCAAGGCUCGACUUACCUUUCUGCCGAUGAGUAUGCUGCUAGUAUUCGUCAUCUCUUGCAUUUGCAAUAUGACACACCGGCAGCGCUAAGAAAGCAGUUGCGUCCCCGUCAAGAGCGUUUGUGGCAUCUAUCAAACCAGUUCAAGACCCUUUCAGCCGAUAUGAGGGUCUGGUCUUUUCUCGAAACUGUCGAUUCCACUAUGCGUGUGAUUGACGCUGAGACGAAUAAAAUGCUGGAGUUUCAUGUUCCAAUCACCUCGAUUCGGUCGGGGUUAUUAGAUAUCGAGAAUGAAAAAGAACUGCCCAUGGCGACAGAUCAUACGGGGACGGCAACUUUCCACGGUCAGGAGUCCACGCGAGAUCGAUUUCUCAAUGAGCUGGGCAAUGCGGCUGAAAAUGCGGUUGAAAUCUCAAAACGCGAGGACACGCCGUUGGGUGUAGAGCAGCAAGUCAUGGUUCAAAUCAAUGGCUUCUUCGAAGAUACGGCACUGGGCGUCAGUGACGACAGUCCGCUUAAGCUGUGGUCAACUAAGGUGUCCUUGAAAGAUUAUAUCUCUAGGGGUCCAUCGGCUUGCCUUCGGGAGAGACUGGGUCGAGUUCAGCCCAUUGGGUUGGACGACUCGUCGAUCAGCAGUUAUGAUAGUCCUCGCUCGUCUUAUAUUGCUUCUGGCUCCGAUCCACAUGAACAUCAUCAUGUUCAUGGUUAUCAUCACGAGCACCAUCAAGAGAAACAGGAUGAGAAAUCAAGGUCCCUGCGGCCUCCUCUUCCCUACAGGCGAAGUUUUGAUGACACGUCCGGUGCAUCUCCACAGAUCCAUAUCACCAAAGCAGAUAUGGAGGACUAUCGGAAUGACAUGCCAAGUGAAAGCCCACCUCCACCAAUGGAGCCAAAACGAAAGACCUCCCUCACCAAGGCACUGGGAUUCUUUCCAUUGACGCGAUCCCACCGUCGGAGCACUUCUGAAAGCAGCUCCCAGGGAAGCAUUGAACGGCCGCCUUCAAGCGCUUCAACAUCACAACCUGUGCAAUCUCCUUUCCUGGCAAUACCCAAGUCUACUCGGGAUCGCAUCAGUCAGAAUGCCGACGUGGCGGAUAUACCCCGAGCAGUCCCACGUUUUGAUCGACCUGAAGCCGAUACUGAGAAAUUGAUUUGGAUUCAUGUUCCGUACACGCAUACUGGUUGGGUAUCACAAGUCAUCCGCCGGGCGUGCCAGGAUAGUCAAGAACCUAGUUUUGUUCGAAAAUUCAUCAACGAUGAAAACUGGUACCAUCGGCUUAAUAGAGCUCGCCAUCUCGAGCCUCAUGCGCGUUUCGUCAAGCCCACGUGUAUUCACUUAAGACAAAUGGAUGCCUCACAGAGUUCUUCUGAUGCUGCCGAGGACCCACAACUAGCUUUAUAUUCUCCCUACCUACACUGGGAUACAUACCGCAACCUAAUCCAACGGCGCAAAGUAGUUGAAGACCGCCUUAACCAAGGCCGAUCCAGGCCCGUCCCAGGCCGAAUCUCAAAGGCAAGCCUGGAAGCCCAACUAAUCUGGACCUACCUCGGCUGCGAGCCCCCGGUGCACUUCCGUCGUACACUCGAUCAAUACGGGUAUCCUAAUCUGCGCUCGACCAUCGCGCGCGACGACGACCAGAUGCUCUGGAAGCGCACUCGUAGACCGGCCCGCAUUGACGAGCAGCUUAAAGAGUACCUACAGUAUGCACAGGAUGAUCCUGAUAACGAGGAGAUUGGCGAGUUCAUGGAUGGGAAUGUUCUGAUGGUUGAUCAGCUCUGGCUUUGGAUUGUUGAUCAAAAGACUGUUGUCACUUUCUUUCCAAACCAGGAGGCUAAUACCUCUGAGGGGAAGCUUUUUGAACAGUCGAACUUGCAUAGCAGCAUUUACAAUGAGCUCAAUGGCGAUCUCUCGCGUCGCUUUGAGACAGCUGGGGACUUGGCUGCUCUUAUUGUGCUGCAUUCUGUCACUGUUCUCCUGGACAAGACUCUGCAUCAGGACCUGCAGGUAUUACGGAUUUUCGAGGAAUCAAUUAGCAUUUUGACCGAAUCUGUCACCAAGUCUUUCAAGCGGUUCCGAAAUAGAGGCUUCACCAACCGCCCAGCAGAUCAUGACCGCACCUCAGACGGCAAGAUCAUGACACUCGCACAGCAAGAAUAUAAAGAGUUCCAGGUUGCUCGACGAAACCGAGAAGAUCUCUCCGUCCUGCUCGAGCUGCGCGACAUUGAGGAUGAGCUAUCUACCAUCCUAAAGCUACUCGACCAACAAGACGCGGUCAUCAAAAGUAUGGUCAAAUAUUUUGACAAUAGGGGUGGAUACGGCAGAUCUUUCCUUGAUACUGCACAGGAACGAAUCGACGAAUAUCGUUUACAGAUCAACGAAAUGAAAGAAAGUAGCCAUCUAGCACAGAAAGCCGUCGAAACUCUCCUCGAUCUUAAGCAGAAACAGGCAAAUGUUGACGAAGCCAAAAUGACUCGAUGGCAAGCCGAGGUCGCUCAAACGCAAUCGCGAGCAGUAAUGGUCUUCACCAUUUUCAGUGUCGUUUUCCUUCCUCUGUCCUUCUUCACCUCGUUAUUUGGGAUCAACGCCCGAGAGUGGAGCGGCGAAGAGAAGAACCCAACCCUAGGCCAAAUGUUACAGAUAGCCGCUCCGGCUUCCUUUGGGAUAAUCUUUCUCUCCCUCUUCAUGGCCUUCAGUGACACGCUACGCGAUAUUGUAUCAAAGACGCACAAGAUCAGCGUCGGCCUACUGAAAGACUUCAUCUUGCGUCCGGUUCGAUCAUUCGUCGUGGAAUCCAUCAGAGGAAAAAUGCCUGUUCAUGUUGUGCCUGAGGACUCAGACUUAAGGAAACGAUUCGAUGAAUACCUUGGCUAUGGAAGGAGGAAUAUGCAGCGUGAUGAGGAUAUCUGGCAGCGGUGGCAGGGGGAUCGAAUUUCUGGGGGGAAGGGGGCUAAGAAGGGGAAAUAUAAGGUGAAGGUUAGAUUGGAUCAGAGGACUCGUGGAGAGGUUUAG